AUUUGAUAUCAUUGCAGACAUAUCGCCCUUCGCCUCUCCUUCUCGGGGUUUUUCCCCAGCUGCUGCGCGCGUGCGGCUAUGUAUGCCUUCUCUCGGAUUUAUCUUGCAAAUCGUGCCUGUUAUUCACAAAUACCUGCAGCUGAUCCACGUAAUGGACAGUCCAAAGUUCGUCGGACUUAAUCGGUGUUAUUCCAUCGGACCAGAGUGAAACCUAUCAAUAGAAGUAAAAUGCGAUCAUCCGUUCAAAAAUAUCGUUCGGACAAAGUCGGCAUUUGUAAGUUGCGAGUGUUCGAAAGAAUCAUGUCUUUGUCUCUUGCAUUCUCGUCUUUGCGAUAUGGCACCUCAAUGGAAGGUCGCCUGAAGGAGAUACAUAAAGCUCCGGUUCUCCAUUUCCCAGUCGACGGUGAGUUAUCUCUCUGUCAGUUAUCUCUACUAUCUACCGAUUUCAAAGUCAAAGUCAAGCCAAAUCCUACUCAAAAAGGAUGAUAGAUCAUAUUCGCGCCCCAUCAGACACACCUGUCUCCGUUCCGCCUAGGAAUGUCCGUAACCUCAAGAAUCAUGGCACUCCAAAGCCAAUAUCAGUGCUGUUCGUUGAUUCGUCCAACUUCAGAGCAUCCAUCAUGGCGCAGCUAUACACAGAGAUGUUGCGGCUCCUCUGGGUCAACAACGAACUCUGCAACCCCUUCGACGCAAUCGAAUCCGCCGGAUGGGGUCUUACGUCCCUAUACGAAACCCUAUCCGAGCCCUGCGUGGACCGAUGCAAGUGCCUCUUCUGCACCAGUUUCGAACCCGACCUCGUCGCCCUCUCCUGCGUUUUAUGCCAUCCCAAAUGCCCCGAAGGCAAAGACCUCUCAGCAAGAUUCGCCUCUCGCAAACCGCGACAGGUAUUUGCCACCGACUUCACAGCGUUCACCCACAUCUUGUGCCUGGACGCUUUUUCGUUCGCGGUCGUCGAGGGGACGAGAGCUUGGGUCAAAGCAGAGAAAUUAUCAGACCUCGCGUCCGGAAACAGUCCUCGAUUCGCGAAGAUAGUAUCGCUUGGCCGCACCCGCAGCGUCCUCGAGAAAUACCCGGUGAAGUUCUCCAUGCGGUCCGAGAGCUCUUACAUAUCCCUACGCGAUGCCAUCUGCAAUGACAUCCACGACUUCCUAGAGCAGCAUACCAGGUGGCGGUUACCCAAGGGAAAGCUGGUGGAAUCUGCGAACCGCUGGCGCUCGCGACAAUGUACAAUCGCGGAGGCGGAGGUCUUGCUGCGGAAGAAACGGGUGGCGGGGAGGGUGGUGAAAGUGUGGACGGACAAAGUAAUACCGGGUGCCGGGCCUGGGCCUAUGACAAUUGCUCUUUCUCAUUCGAAGGGUGGAAGAAGAGGUACGAGCUUGCAAUGACGCUCUUUGGAGAAAGGGUUACAUUCGGGAGUUGGCGCUGGAAGUGGAGUCUAGUUGGGCUGAUACCCCUGAGGUGCAAUGAUUUUAUGCUCUCCCUAUCCUUAUUUGGCGCCCAAAAUUCUGUUGUACCUGAUUGCGAGACAUAUACUUUUUUCCAAGUGUUUUAAG
This is a messenger RNA of Eremomyces bilateralis CBS 781.70, 1553 nucleotides long. RefSeq lists its product as uncharacterized. NCBI's taxonomy places the organism in Eukaryota, Fungi, Ascomycota, Dothideomycetes, Eremomycetales, Eremomycetaceae. The coding region runs from base 483 to 1385 and encodes 300 amino acids. The record is from RefSeq and is a predicted model, not a curated record. The transcript is spliced from 2 exons.